Messenger RNA from Myiozetetes cayanensis, 1971 nucleotides. RefSeq names its product testis expressed 264, ER-phagy receptor (gene TEX264). Bases 420 to 1451 code for a protein of 343 amino acids. The transcript is spliced from 5 exons. Lineage: Eukaryota; Metazoa; Chordata; Aves; Passeriformes; Tyrannidae. Gene Ontology annotation, biological process: reticulophagy; protein-DNA covalent cross-linking repair. Gene Ontology annotation, cellular component: replication fork; nucleus; autophagosome membrane. The record is from RefSeq and is a predicted model, not a curated record.
CAGGGCACCCGGGAGCAGCCCCGGUGCGGCUCAGGUGUCCCCGGGGAUGGCCGGGCUGGGGCGGCUGCAGGACAUCGUCCUCCUUCGCCGUCCUUUUCCCGUUUCCGUGUUUGUCGGUGUCCCGUGCGUUCAACUGCAGAGUUUUGGGAAGAAACCUUGGCCUGGGGGAUCCUGCAGGAGCAGGUGCUCCUCGGGACACCCCUGCUCUGGGCAGCAGGUCCGAGGCCAGUGGGCGCCUCUCGGCUGCUCUACCGUGGCUGGUUUUGCUUUUGGUCUCGUGAAUCUGAGAGGAAGCAAUGAUAUUUAUUUUUUCCUGCUGCAGCGCCGAAGAUCCUGCACCCCUGUGGAUGCCGUGAAGUGUUUCUGAGCUGAGCUGGUGUUUCAGUGCAUCAGGAACCGUGGCGCACCAGGUGUCCAUCAUGACCGACUGGGUGCUCCUGGGGCUGAUCGCGGCGCUGGUCGUGCUGCUGCUGCUCACGGUCUUCGGCUUCGUCGUGUACUCGGGGCUCUUCACCGAGGUGGUCGUGAGCGCCGGCUCCCCCCCUGUCGGCACCAUGACUCUGGCCUACAAGUUCAGGGUGGGCCCCUAUGGAGAGUCCGGGCAGCUCUUCACUGAGGGCUGCAGCAUCUCCUCGAAGCUCUGCUCCAUCGGUGUCUACUACGACAACCCUCACACGCAGGUUGAGGUUUUGGCCAGAUUAAGCCUCUCCUUCCAACCCUGUCUGCCUUUCCCCUUCCAUCAGGUGUCUCCGGAGAAGUGCCGCUUUGCCAUAGGCCGAAUCCUGAGCGAGGGAGACGCAAAGCCGUCGGAAGAGCAGAUCAAACGGUUCCAGAAGUACGGCUUUAAGAUCUUCACCUUCCCUGCUCCCAGCCACGUGGUCAUGGCGACCUUCCCGUUCACCACACCGCUGUCCAUCCAUCUAGCAGUGAACCGUGUCCACCCAGCCCUUGACACUUACAUCAAGGAGAGGAAGCUGUGUGCCCACCCCCGGAUCGAGAUCUACAAGCAGGACCGCAUCUACUUCGUGUGUCCCCUGGCCCGCCAAGGGGACUUCUAUGUGCCUGAAAUGAAAGAACUGGAGAGGAAGAGCAGAGCUGCUGCAGUUGAGGCCGAGGAUGCCCAGACAGACAUCACAGGGGUCGACACCAUGAGUGAGGCAAGCUCCAUCAGCAUGGAGGCCACAACUGACAGCAGAGACACCUCGGUGGCCACCUCCAUCCUGCUGCCCUUCCCAGCCAGCCGUGGCCGGGAGGAGGCGGACAACCGCAGUGAGCACAGCUACAGCGAGUCGGGAGCCAGCGGCUCUUCCUUCGAGGAGCUGGACCUGGAGGUCACCGGGGACGGGGAGGGAGCCCCGGGUCUGCUACCUGAUGUGGGCUACGCAGGCAACCAGGAGGUCUCAGACAAGUGGACCAAGGAGCCCAUUGCUGCUGAGAGAGGAGAGGAGUGAAGCAGAGACCUGGUUUCCUCUCCUCCUGCCAGGGUCUGAGUUACUGGGAACCAAGUCGCCUUUCCCACCUCCUUCCUCUCCAGCCAAGAGAUUUCGGUUGCUGAUUCCCCCCAGGACCUGCUCUCCCUCUUUGCAGAAAGGGUGUUUGACUGUUUUGGGGGUGCUGGGAGGUGGGAGGGGUUUCUGUGGCGCUCGGCGGUGCCGGGUGGGUGCAGUUUGGGGGAACAGUGAAAUGCAUUUGCCAUUUGUGUGUGUCUGGGUGCGUUGCAAACUCCUCGCAGGUGUCUCGGGGGUGGUGGUGGAUGGUAGAGAUGUCCCCCCUUGUCUCUACCCCUCUCACCCACAGCUCCUCUCUGCCACACCACAACAUUUUCUAGCACCAAAGAGUUGUGAGUUUGGUUGGUUGGGUUUGUUCCCCUCUUCCCCUUGCUGAACAAUGGAAACAUCCCAUGUAAACCUGGUCCUCCUGGCACUGCCACGGGCGCUUUGGGGUCUGUAAUAAAGUGGAUGCUUUUCCUCA